Messenger RNA from Leptidea sinapis, 4068 nucleotides. Its product is annotated as putative ATPase N2B. Gene Ontology annotation, cellular component: cytoplasm; mitochondrion. Gene Ontology annotation, molecular function: ATP hydrolysis activity; ATP binding. Bases 376 to 1770 code for a protein of 464 amino acids. The record is from RefSeq and is a predicted model, not a curated record. NCBI's taxonomy places the organism in Eukaryota, Metazoa, Arthropoda, Insecta, Lepidoptera, Pieridae. The transcript has 7 exons.
AAUGUCAAAUGACAAUACGAUACGAUAUACCUAUUACCUAUUGCUUUGCUUUUUAUUUUAUUUAUUUUGUAAACUAAAUUAUUUUAUGUUGAGUAGUUAGAUAUUGUACUUAAUUUAAAAAUUUUAAUAGUUGUACCGUGACAUAAUAGUUGAAAUAAUGUACAAAACUCAUUGACGAAGUGACAAUAAUAACUUUAUUUCUUAUUAUUACAAAAAUAAUUAUUGUAGGUAAACAUCUAAUUCCUGUCUGAUUAAUAAUCUAAAGUUGUAUUUAAUAUUUAGUUAGUAUAUUAAUUUUAAUAAUCAAAUACAUAUAAGUAUACCUUUUUUACGUGUUAUGUAAUGUGUUGAUAAUAAUUUGUGUUAUUGAUAAAAAUGUUGAAACAAAGAUCCUGUUUGCUACUUGUACCUGCCACAAAGCCGCGUUGGAGACAAUGCUACCAUAGUAUACGAUUACUGUCAUCUCCGGCCCAGGAAAACCCUACAAGUCCUGGAGGUCCUUGGAGUUUGUAUUUAGAGAAAGUGGAAAAUGGAUCACUUAGUAAGGAUCCUCAUCAAGAAAAUGUUGUCCAACAUCUCCAGAAUGUCUAUCAAGAGGUUGUUUCAUACAAAAGACCAGCUAUUCAAACAAAAAUGAGUGAUUCAAUAUUUUCAUUUUUUAAAAGGAGAGAACCACUAAAAAUUGCAGCACCAAAAGGGCUUUACAUUUAUGGCAGUGUUGGUGGAGGCAAAACAAUGUUAAUGGACUUAUUCUAUGAAACUGUGCCUAUUAAGGAGAAGCUGAGAGUGCAUUUUAAUUCUUUCAUGUUGAAUAUACAUUCAAGAAUACAUGAACUUAAAAUAAAAUCCGGCCGAGGUGCUAGUUCAUUUAGAGAUGAGAAUUCAAAACCUUUUGACCCCAUACCUCCAGUAGCUGCUGAUAUUACACAAGAAUCAUGGUUAAUAUGUUUUGAUGAAUUUCAGGUUACAGAUAUUGGAGAUGCCAUGAUAUUGAAACGUCUCUUUACACAACUCUUUGACAAUGGUUGUGUUGUAAUAGCCACAAGUAACAGGAAACCCGACGAUUUGUAUAAAAAUGGACUGCAGAGAUCAAACUUUCUGCCUUUUAUACCAAUACUUAAAGCACACUGUGAUGUUACAAACCUUGACUCUGGCGUAGACUAUAGAUUAAGAGGCAGUGGGGGUAAGGUCGGAAAAUAUUAUAUAAACAGUGAACUUACGCCUGACAGGAAUGCAGUAGACACAUUGUUUAAAUUUUUAAUUUCACAAGAGAAUGAUACCGUUCGGGUGAGGGUGAUUAAUAUUUUAGGCAGAAAUGUGAAAUUUUCAAUAACAUGUGGCAGGAUACUUGAUUCUACAUUUGAGGAAUUAUGUGACAGACCUCUUGGUGCUAGUGACUAUUUAGUAUUAUCAAAAACAUUUCAUACUGUGUUCAUUCGCAAAGUGCCUCAGCUAUCUAUUGUUUGUCAUAGAUCGCAAAUAAGAAGAUUUAUAACACUUAUCGAUACAUUCUAUGACAAUAGAGUAAGGGUUGUUAUUGCAGCCGAUGUUGAACCAAAAAAACUAUUCAAUUUAGAAGAUGUUAGAGAAGGUUAUGGUGACUCUGAAAGGACACUCAUGGACGAUUUGAGCAUUACAAAAGAUUCGGAUGAUGCAAAGGCCGCAAUAUUCACGGGAGAAGAGGAAAUGUUUGCGUGUGAUAGAUGUCUCUCUCGUAUUAUCGAAAUGCAAACAGACGAGUACUGGGAAAAGUGGGGGAAAAAUAUUUGAUUCACAAUCAUCCAACGGUUAAGGAGUAUAUAUUUUUAUAUUUCUGACGUUAUUGGUGUAAUAAUUCAAGUGAAAUUCGAGUGCUUCUUUCAUAUAGAUGUUAAGUAGCGAAUCUAGUCUUUAAAAUUCACAUAUCGUGUAGUAUAUUUGCUUAGAGUCCAUCAUCACCACUACUUCUGCCGGAAGACGUCCACUGCUGGACAAAGGCCUCCCCCAAAGAUCUCCACAACGAUCUUGUGCUUCCCUCAUCUAACCUAUUCCGGCGAUCUUGGCCAGAUGAUCGGUCUAUCUUGUGGGGGGCCUACCAAGUUGCUUAGAGUAUUAACUAGGAAAUGGAUAGGCAGGUAUCCAGUUAAAAAACAUGAUUUCCGAUAUUAGAGAAACACAAAUAGAUUAGAUUUUAUCAUUUGCUGAGUACUUUCGUUAUUUUAAUGGAAUAUGAAGACGAAUGUACAAUGUGCAUGGUAGUCACACGUCACACGAUGGUUGGUGAUGUGCUAAACGCCACACAUGCUGGCAACGCCAUUCAUCAGGAGAGUUAAACGAGCGUCGCUGGGUUUUAAAUAAUAAUAUUAUAAUACUAGAUCGCUAGGUAAGUUGGUUUUUAAAAGCAAUAGAAUCUAUAAAUUCCAAUCUCCGCACCUUACAUACAACGUAUUUUGGGAGAAAACAAUAUUAUAACAUAUGUUGAACAAAAAUAUCGGUCGGAAAGUCGGAACAUUACGUUUCUAGUAUGAAGAUGGCGCUACUUGAGCUCGAGCGUAGUGAAAAUUUUAACUACAUCUUUUGGCAAUUUAUCUCUUUACUAUUAGGUGAUGCUUAAAGAUGUCCUUCCAAGUAGGUUCGAACAUUCAGCCUAUUUAUUCUCUUAAUGUAAAGCUACUUGGUUGAAUUCUACAAAUAUUUUUUAUGGAAAUUAAAAAAUAAACCGUAAAGUACGUAAGCUACUAUAUAACGAAACGUGCGGUUAGCUAUUUUAUUGUACGUUCAGUUGUAUGGCGCAUAAUUUUGAAUUUACAACACUUACUACUAGCAAAGGCUUCGUAAAUAUGUUUUUGAGCAAAUGUAUUAAAAAAUAGGUAAGUCUGUCUGUAAUGUUUUACGGUAUUCUUCAUAUAAAUCUGUAGAAAAAAGUUAUUAAGCUAUUGCAUAGCUUUUAUAGCGGGCCUUGAGCGUGGAGACCGAAUCCAGAAAUUCCGUAACGAAAAUAACCAAACACUUACUAGAUGUAUGUAGAUAUUUCGCCACGGUCAUUUCAGUUGCCGUGGAACAGCGGUUAUCACUGGGGUACGUCUUGAUUUUUUUUAUCACGUCUUUUUAUUUUUUAUUAUUAUGACAAGCAUUUUUAUUUAGUUUCACCUGUCCCGUUGUCUGUUAAGUUAAAUUUUACUCAUUUCCCGUUUGCUUUUUUAAAUUAAUUUUAUUUAAAAAAAAAUACUGCAUAAAUAAAUAAUUAUAAUUGCAUAAGUUGAUAAAAAAUGCUAUGCAAUAGCUUUACCACGGCAGUCCCCGAGUGCCACACGUCUUUUUUAUUCCCAAGUUCAGAUCAGUCUCAAGACUAUAACCUGAUGAAGAAAGUGACGUGCGACGAAAAGGUCAGCACCCCGUCUUCCUUUUUCCACAACAAUAUCUCUUUUUAGUCUCUUAGCCCCAACUGGAGAGUGAAAGGCUUUGAGAUAUUGUUGUGAUCUGCUGACAGGUCUUUGCGGUUAAACCUUUAAAUUUCAUUUUAUACCCAUGUGUGAGUGUUAGUAUUUAUGUAUUUCAUCGCUGCUGUGGAGUCACGGAACUUUUGUAAAAGUGCGCUAAAUAUAUUCUUUUGCACUCCUUGUAAGCACACAACUUUACAACACUAAAUGUUGACAACAUGACCUUUUGGUUAAAUAUACAAAGAAUUAUUUAAUUCUGUUCUUAGAAUUCAUUAGAUUAAUUAUUUAUCUAUAUUUAAUAAAUUAGAUAACAUUAAUUCAUUACUUUAUUUAUAAUAACAUGCUAGACAUCAUCGCUACGAUAUUAAAUUGACUUUAUUUUGUAUUUUAGUAAAGUUACGUAAAUAGUUACCUGUUUAGUAUUUUUUUUUGCUGUAUAUCAGUAUUAAACCACAUUUUGGAUAUAUUUCUUGUAUUUGUGACUAUCAGUUUUUGAUUGAGUAAAAUAUUUAUUUUUAUAAAAUGUUGUAUUAGUUGAAACUAUGAGUAAAGUAUUUGUAUUUAACAAAUAGUUAUUUAUUAAUUGUAACAUAUUGCACAAUAAAGCGUGUUCAGAUUAUACUUAAUGUUUAAAUAAAUGUUUUGUUAA